Rotaria sordida is the source of this 1386-nucleotide messenger RNA. The record is from the annotation of a GenBank genome assembly. NCBI's taxonomy places the organism in Eukaryota, Metazoa, Rotifera, Eurotatoria, Philodinida, Philodinidae.
AUGUUAUCUGAAGAAGAAUAUCAAGAUGCUAAAUGGAAAUUCAAUCACAUACCAUCAACCAUUACUGGAAAACCACGUCAACAUCUUCGUGCUAUAUUUCGGGAAAAAAUCCAUGAACAUGAACUUGCAUCUUGUUAUCCAUCAUUUGAACCGUUAAAUUAUAAACAUUUUUAUAUUAAUUAUAAAACUACUGAACAAACAUUAAUUCAUCAUAUUGAAGCAAUAAAUGAUUCAGAUUUAUUUACAUUAGAUACUGAAUCAAUAUGCAUUCCCAGAAAACCAAACGAACCAGCACUUAUACAAUUACAAAUAAUACAAAAAAAUUUAUUUUCGUAUGUUAUAUUUGUUGAAGUUCGUCAUUUACCGAACAUGCAUGAACGAACAUUCAUUUUAAUUCAAGAAUUAUUUGUUGCAUUAUUUAAUUCAAAUAAAAAUAUUUAUAUUUGGGGUUCUAUUGAUGAAUUAAAAAAAUUUCUCAAUUUUAAUUUAUUUUCAUCUUGUCAAAUUUAUUUGUCAAAUAAUAUUAACCUACAAGAUGAAUUUAAAAUUUUUUGGAAGCAAUACCAUCCUCAUAAACCAAAAUUAUCAUCAACUAAUGAUAACAUCCUAUGCAUAUGUGAAACAUGUUUAGGUAUUCAACCAAAUAAUCCUUGGUCAUUACAAAAUGCCGUGGCAUAUCAACUCAAUCAGUGGUUAGAUAAACGUCGUUCCCGAUCACCAUUCGAUAUAGGUCUUGAUCCAACAUUAGUUCAUUUAAAUUCCAAAGAACUUGCAUAUCGACAAACAAUGACAACAUACGCUGCCAAUGAUUGUUUAUCAAUGCAUCAACUUAUUAUUAACAUGAAAUUAAUCGAACAACAAGAACCAGCAAAUGAAUUAUCUACUGAACCUGAUUAUGAUAUUUCAAUGUAUUCCGAUUCAUCAGACCGAAAUGAUUUAAUUGUAUUACCAAAUGAAAAUUUUAAAAUCAAUCAAUCAUCAAAUUUAAAUCAACAAAACAAUCCUGAUGUAGAAGAAAUAUCCUCUAAUGAUGAUGAACCUGAACAACCAUAUCAACAUAUAAAUAUAAAUAACCCGUCAAACAAUGAAUUUCAAUAUGAACGGGCAAACAUAUCCAAUGAACAAAAACGGAAAAUUCAUAAUCGUACAUUCAAGAAAAUUCUUCGUGAACGUUCUAUAAAUUUUGGUGCUUUAAAUAUUUCAACAUCUUCUUUAACUAAUCGUACAUCAUUAUAUAUUGGUAUAAAAAAUCCAACAUUACUAUCUAAAUACGAACGUGAAACUAGAAAUCUAUUUUCUACUGAUCAUUACAAUGAAAUUCAUUCACAACAACGUCGAUCGAACUCAAAUAUUCAUUAUUCUCAUCAUCAUCAACACCACAAAUAA